Messenger RNA from Chionomys nivalis (European snow vole), 3454 nucleotides. It is a transcript of the gene Sub1, whose product is annotated as SUB1 regulator of transcription. Gene Ontology annotation, molecular function: DNA binding; transcription coactivator activity. NCBI's taxonomy places the organism in Eukaryota, Metazoa, Chordata, Mammalia, Rodentia, Cricetidae. The record is from RefSeq and is a predicted model, not a curated record. Gene Ontology annotation, cellular component: transcription regulator complex; nucleus. The coding region runs from base 101 to 484 and encodes 127 amino acids. The transcript is spliced from 5 exons. Gene Ontology annotation, biological process: positive regulation of transcription initiation by RNA polymerase II.
CGGAGCCAGAGCCUCUAGGUUGCCGUCACUUCCGGCUCUCUGUCAGUCCGGAGCGAGCGAGGGAGCGAGCUAGUGGCUGUUGGACGGCAGGAGCGGAGCAAUGCCUAAAUCAAAGGAACUUGUUUCUUCAAGCUCUUCAGGCAGUGAUUCUGACAGUGAGGUUGAAAAAAAGUUAAAGAGGAAAAAGCAAGUAGUUCCAGAAAAGCCUGUGAAGAAGCAAAAGCCUGGUGAGACUUCUAGAGCGUUGGCAUCUUCCAAGCAGAGUAGCAGCAGCAGAGAUGAUAACAUGUUUCAGAUUGGGAAGAUGAGAUACGUCAGUGUUCGGGACUUUAAAGGAAAAAUUCUAAUUGAUAUUAGAGAAUAUUGGAUGGACUCAGAAGGUGAAAUGAAACCAGGGAGAAAAGGUAUUUCUUUAAACAUGGAGCAAUGGAGCCAGCUGAAGGAACAGAUUUCUGACAUAGAUGAUGCAGUAAGAAAGCUGUAAAAUCUGAGCCAUAUCAAACUGUACUGUUGUAGUUGUUUCAAUCUGUCUUUUUACAUUGGCUUUUGCUUUCUAAAUGUUGUUUUCCAAGCUGUUGUAUAUUUGGAUUGCAGAACAAUUUGUAAAGUGAAUACUUUUUUUUAAUGUGCAUUAUUAAAAUGUUCUGAGUGAAGCUAAAUGUCAACUUUAUUAAAGAGGAUUGCUUUGUGCCCCCCUACCUAGUGUAAAAUAAAGCCAGAUCGUUACAAUCUUACUGUUGUAGCCUUUUUUGAUCAAAAAGACUAGUUAUUGUUUAAGGCCAAAAGAACAACUGUCAUAGGCAUAUUCAGAAGGAUUUAUAUUGAAUUGAGCUUAGAGGAUUGCUUUGUAAAAUGCAUACUCAGUAUCUUUUCCUUUUCAACCAAAUUUGUUGAAAUUUGUUCUCCACAACAAAACUUUACUUUUUCUUCAGUUUCCCUAAUAACGUAUUAUUUCAUGUUCAAUUUUUACAUCACUCCGUAUUUGGGUAUAUUAUGCUGGUUUGGAAAGUCAAACUGUUGUUAUUGCCUUCCAAGUCUACUGUGUUAAUAUUAGCAGAUAGUUGUUUGGUAACAUGACUUGUAUGAGAACGUCAAGCAAGUGUAUGUCAUUACUCAUAUCUCUGUGUAGGUGUUGCUUAGAUUACAGAACAUAGUGACUUUGAUGUCUGGUGAGCUUUCACUUAGUACACUAUUCACAUUGGGAUGGUGUCUGUAAAGUCAGCUAUUAAAUUAGAUUAGACUUUAGUAAAACUCGUGAAACUUUAUUGGCCUACUAUUAUAUUCUAAUAAUGAGUGUGGAUUAUAUGUACACGUGUAACUGAGCUUUGUUGUCAUGGUAAGUUAUGUGUACAGUUUUUAAGACUUGACUGUUUAAUUUGUACAAGAGACUUCUACACUUCAUGCUAACUAAAUUUGAUAGACACUGUUGAUUGGUUUUCAUUUAACCACAAUGAUAGGCAGGCAUAGAUUUCAGGGCUAUUGCCCCAGUGAAUAGGGCACUGUUCCUUAGGGAAAGACUGCCUACAAAGAAACUCACCACACUGAAGGGACCUGGCCUGUGAUGAGGAAUUCUCUUGAAAUUAAAUGGUAGGCACAUGAUAUUUUGGUGACAGCAAUAUGACAGUGGUAGGUAUAAUAGUAACAAGAAUGGUUUAAAGACUUGUAAAUACUAACUGCCAUAUCAGAAAUGCAUUAUCUUAUUACCAGGUUCGGUUCCCAUUCUCUAAAAAUUUUAUAGAAUUGUCAAGGAUUUAAUUUAAAAAUCCACCUGCCAGGUCUCGUAUAAUUAACCUGCUCUCCCGCAGAUAUUCUUUGGGGAACUUUAGUAUGUUAGUUAUUACAAAUUGAUAAAGAAAUCUCAUUUAUUUCGCCUUGAUAGGUACCAAAGUGUUCAAGAAAUACUGUAUAUACCUUACUCGUUCCUGAGGGUUACUCUUCUUAUUUGGAAUAUAGCGUGUGUUGCAUUUUAUUAACAUAAUUAGUUUUGUAAAGUAUUUUGCCAUUUAGAGAAAAGGUAGUUAGAAAAUAAACGAGUUUUAGUGUAGAUGAAGAGGGAAUAAUGAUUGGUAAAUUUCCUAGGCCAUGAAUUCAGAGUAUGUGUGCAUUUCAGCCAUGCACUUUGUAGAGGUGCUGCUGUCAUCUGUUAUCUAGGCAUUACUGCUGCUUAGCAUAAUAAAAUCUCCACGUGGAAAACUUUCUCUGGCAUAAUUUUUUAGGUUUAUAGAUAAAUUCACUUACUAAUGUUACAGAGUAGGUAGUAUACCAGAGUUAUUAAAUUUUUUUCCUUAUGUGUGUAGAAAAGGAGAAUUGGGUUAAGAGAGUUAAAACUUAUACUGAAGAGAAAGGGUACAGUCCAUCUAUUUUGCAUUCAGAUUCCUGUCUCUCCUCAGUGUCUUAGUUUUCUUUCUGUUGCUGUGACAAAGUGCCCUGACAAGAGCAGCACACAGGAGGAGGAUUCUGACUCACAGUCAGGUUACAGUCCAUUGUUGCUGUCACAAUGGCAGGAGCUCCAUAGUCAGGAAGCUGAGAGCACGAAUGCAUGCUCAGUUCCUCUCCUUCUCAUUUUAGUCUUUGGCUUAGCCCAUGAACUGAUGCCAUCCACAGUGGGCAGGCAGGUCUUUCUGUUUCCACCUCCAAGGAGUCAACAUAGUGCUCCAGACAUACCAGGGGCCCAUCUUCCUUGUGAUUCUAGAGUCUGUUAAAUUGGCAAUUAACACUGACCAUCAUAGAGUUCUCCCAGGAAGAAGGCUUGAUAUUUUGAGGCAUAAAUAUAUCUUACUUACUUUGUAAUACUGAAAUAAUUCAUACCUACCCUCAGGGUUUGCCCUUUACUAUGCUCGGUAGCAAGGCUUCCAAAUGGGUUUUCCUCUUUGUCUUUUAGAGUAAAAACAGCCUUCAGCCAAUUUCCAGUGCCCUUGGCAUUUCAUUUAAACAAAUCACUGAAAAAGAAAAACUAUUUUGUUUGCUUCACAAAUGUUAAAAUCUUGGGAAAUACUACCUCAUUACUGAGCCAAGAUCCCAUGAUAACUAAUCUCUUCUGCAUAAUAUCUUAGAGACAGCAACUUAGGGAAUCGUGGAGAAAAAUGCAUCCUGGCCUGGCUAUAUGGAAGGAAAGGGGACUGAACAUGUAUAAGUGUUCUUGACAGGAAUGUUAGCACAGUGCCAUAAAAGCUUGAAAAUCUUAAGAACUGUUGAGUGAUAUUUAGUAUCUCUUCUGGAAUUCUUUGUGGUUCACUUUUUAUGGAAAUUUAAUGUAGAGAAACACUAAAUUUUUUAAGAAAGGUGUUUUUCCAGAUAAACUGUAGUGUAAAACAUGCAUAUAGUGAGAAGUAUGUAAUUCUAUAAUUGUGGAAUGCCUGUAUUCUUUGUUUGGUACAUCUUCCAUGGAGGUGUCAAUGAACCGAAUACUUCACCUGUGAAUAUUUUAAAUGUUGAAAUAAAAACAAGAAAUAUA